GAUUUCCGACAUGUGCGUCCUUCCGAACUGUCAACAUGAAUUCCGCUUUGUUUGUCGUCAUGCUCUUCGGAGCCGCCUGCGCCGCCGGCCUCGAGAAGGACGCGCCCAUCGAGAGUCAAGUUCUGGAGACCGAUAUUGACGGUGGUUUCAGAAAUGCCUGGUCCGGCAACGGCAUCUCCGUGCAAGAACUCGGCUCUGUCAAGCCUGGCCCCGACAACACCCUCGUCCAGGUUAUCCAGGGGGAGUAUUCGUACACGGCUCCGGACGGCUCGGUCAUUAAGACCUUGUACAUCGCCGACGAGAACGGCUCCAGAGUCGAAGGUGCUCACUUGCCAGUCGCCCCACCAGCCCCUGAACUUCCCCCCUACAUCGCCAGGGCUCUCGAAUGGGCCAAGGCUCAUCCCUACAAGGAGGAGGCUGAGCUCAAGAAGUCUUACGCAUGAGUUGUACGUUGGUUAAAACCUAAUUUAACCACUUCGAUUUUUCAAUAAAGAGAAUAUGCUUUUCAAUUUA
This is a messenger RNA of Neodiprion fabricii, 513 nucleotides long. Its product is annotated as pupal cuticle protein Edg-78E-like. The record is from RefSeq and is a predicted model, not a curated record. Gene Ontology annotation, molecular function: structural constituent of chitin-based larval cuticle. The transcript is spliced from 3 exons. Bases 36 to 443 code for a protein of 135 amino acids. Gene Ontology annotation, cellular component: chitin-based extracellular matrix. Lineage: Eukaryota; Metazoa; Arthropoda; Insecta; Hymenoptera; Diprionidae.